Messenger RNA from Chlorella variabilis, 555 nucleotides. RefSeq lists its product as hypothetical. Gene Ontology annotation, cellular component: cytoplasm; prefoldin complex. Gene Ontology annotation, molecular function: tubulin binding. Lineage: Eukaryota; Viridiplantae; Chlorophyta; Trebouxiophyceae; Chlorellales; Chlorellaceae. Bases 1 to 555 code for a protein of 184 amino acids. The transcript has 4 exons. The record is from RefSeq and is a predicted model, not a curated record. Gene Ontology annotation, biological process: microtubule-based process; protein folding; tubulin complex assembly.
AUGGCGGAUGAGGAGAAGCCCCUGUCCAACCUGCCCGAGCUUGUGCCGGCCGCAGCGUUCAUGGAGGACGUCAAAGCGUACAUGCAAGGGCGCAAGGCGGAGGAGGUGAUCACGGAGCUGCGGGCCAGCCACCAGAAGUACAAGUACAUCGAGGCCGAGAUUGUGCAGCGCAAGCGGCGGCUGGCCUUCAAGCAGCCCGAGAUACAAAAGUGCCUGGCUGCCGUCAACCUGCUGCUGGACCGGCAAGAGGCGGCGGAGUCGACGGUGCUGGACUUCAGCCUGUCUGACCAGGUGUUUGCACGGGCGCGGGUGGCCGACGUGUCGUCGGUCAACCUGUGGCUGGGGGCGGGCGUGAUGCUGGAGUACCCGCUGGAGGAGGCGCAGGCGCUGCUGGAGCGCCAGCUGGCGGGGUGCAAGCAGCAGCUGGAGGUGGUGCAGUGGGAGCACGAGUACAUCAAGGACCAGCUGACCACCACAGAGGUCUCGAUGGCCCGCGUGUACAAUUGGGACGUGCAGAAUCGGCGAGCGGCAGGGGCGGGGGCGGCGGGCGCAUGA